Messenger RNA from Podospora pseudopauciseta, 2381 nucleotides. RefSeq lists its product as uncharacterized. The coding region runs from base 953 to 1645 and encodes 230 amino acids. The record is from RefSeq and is a predicted model, not a curated record. NCBI's taxonomy places the organism in Eukaryota, Fungi, Ascomycota, Sordariomycetes, Sordariales, Podosporaceae. The transcript has 2 exons.
AGCCUUUCUGCAGACGGCAUUGGUCAUAGCAGCAGUGUUUGGUCCACUCGUUGGAGCGGUAGCCAAUCACAUUGCCCAAUGUGUGAUGGACACGCUGAUAGCGGCGUCUGUGCUGGCCGAACCAGUGAUCGACGCCGCUUCCCAUAGUAGUUAGUACCACCACCGCCGCUUGUCGGUGGUGAUGGAACUGGCAAAGUCAAGAGGGCAAGAGCCAGAGGACAGAACGACCCCCUUCUUUUCCUUCCUCUUCACACCUCAAAUUGAUCCGCAGCUGCUUGAACUUUCCAUCUCACUCUCAAACACCACUUUCCCCAACACAUUCCCCGCGAUCGUCCGCUGUCGGUGCCAAUCGAGUCAGACCCCCCAAUUCUGCAGCGUCUGAGGAAGCACCCCGCCCGCAGCCUGGCCCCGUUCGACAACCAGAUAGGCAGAGACGGACCGCUGCUGCCAUUGUAGACAAAGGAAAGGAAAGGACCGCAAUAUCGCAACGGCCUUGUACCUGUCGUCUUUCCCACCCACCCAAAACGUGACCGUGCUUCUCCCAUCGAACGAGGCCUGCCGAUCAUCCCGCCCAUUACCUGAACACCUGGCUGUCCGUCAACAAAGAAAAGUCGACAGCGCGCGAGCCAUUCAGACCCGAGUGCCCUGGCGUUGCACCACCCCUCGUCAUUCUCGUCAUCCCACCCCCCACAACAGUUUGCCAUUUAAGCGUUUCACCUCCACUACAUCGAAGGCGCCGGUGUGCACAGGACUCGAACCAUUGCAAUCUACAAAACAUACGAGUCGGCACACGCUGCUACACUUCCACCCUACUACCGAUUUCCCCGAAGCCACUCCCGCCCUCCUGACAGGCCAUCCUUGCCGUCUCACACGAGGACGUUAAACGCACACUUUCGUCCCUUUCGAUAUAAGUCCUGGCGUCCUCUGGCUCUUGAAGCCCCCCUCCUUCAUCAUGUCUUCAGACAACUCAUCCUCCAACAACUCCAACAACGAUAUGGCACGACAACAGAGACGCGGGUCUGUGACCUCCAACACUCUCACCAGCCUCUUCCGGAGCAAUUCCAUCUCGCAACCCUCAGUCACGGGCUUCCCCACCCCCUUGGCCACGUCCAUGCUGGACAACCAGCGCCGAAGAGUCUCUGUUGCCACCUUUGGUCUUCCAGGAACCUCUCCCACAAACACCUCUGCUGCCUUUAUGCGCCGUGCCAGCAUCUCCACCAAUUCCGAUUCCAUCAACGAGAGUGCCAUCGAGGACGGAGAUGACAUGUCCCACACCGCCCCUACCACUCCCUUCUCUCGCCGGAUGAGCCUGGGUGCCGCUCAAGCCAUGCGUGGCAUGCGUGGAGGUAACAGUCCUGGUGCAAAUGACCAAGGCUUCAACUGGUCCGAUCAGCUUAGAUCCCGUGCCGAAAGCACCGUCGCCCAAGGUGCCCGGCCCUCAUUCUCCUUUGCCUCUGGCCUCAGUGCCUCUCCUCCUCGUGGUGGACCUCCCGCCGUCUCGGCUUCGUCAAUCAAUCCUCGUCACGACCGAGCCAGAUCGGUGUCUGAUAUGCCAGCGCCGCCUGCUCAGCCGAGGCCCCGUGCCCCGCAGAAGCCGGAUCACUUCCAAGAGCGCAUCUUGAAGGGUGACUUUUACAUGGACUGAACUCCAUAACAAGGCACCGAGAGAGAAAUGUGUGUAAAAUUUUUGAGCUCAAAAGGCUUUUACCCUACGCAUGCAUCCACCCACGUCAUUUGGUUUGAGACAGGCUUUUCCAAUUUAUGGGUCCGGCUAGAUUGGGUUGGACGGGCUUUGCCUACAUGAUACAUGGCUUUAUUUGGCUUGGGAACGGAGUUCGGGUCGGCCUGUCAAUAUUUUUUGUCUGGAGUUCGUCAAGGUGUUCGGGGUCAACUUUCAGCUGGACUGGGACUCUGUGAAUGAGUCCAAUUCUUUCCCCCAAAAGGCCGGAUCAAAAAGGCAAAACAAGCAGCUACAGUGGGGUAGUUACCUUCUACUACAUUGGGAGAGGUUACGAGGUUGGGGUGUCGGUUGUUUUUAUGUUGUGAAAUGACUAGCGAGCGAGCGAACAACGUGGGAGAUGGAUGGAAUGAGAAAGAGCAGCAGCAGAUCAUGGAAUCAGACUGCAAUUUUUUUGACAUGGGGGUUUUUAUGGGUUGUUUUUUCAUGUCAUCACACCAGAGUGUAUGAAUAGGGUUCCGGGUUUUUAUCACAUGGCUGAAACUGAACUGGAUUGCCCUGGUAUGGGAAUAGGGCAGACAGAUGGGCUUAUGGGAAGGACAUGGAAACAGAUCCGACAUGGAACAAGUAUCAUUAUUUUAGGUUGACUAGCAUGCCUUCUCCUCAUAGUUACAAAUGUGAGGAAAUGAUAUUUCAACCGGGU